AUGGGUCAAAUCAACCAGACUGCUGGGAUGAUCAACGCCAGACAAGUCCCCUUUCCAUCGUCGCCGCGAUCAAGAACAUACGCGAUUGAGCCCGGAACUUCAGCUGCACCUCCACUACCCACACAAUCCGCGAAUCCGAGGACGGACCAUGGACCUUCAAGGACAGAUCAGUCUGCGCGGUCAUCUCACCGUGGAAGCAUCGACUACAGGAAUCUAUCAGCGAGUGCUAGUCCAAGCACAUCGUACUCAUCGUACAGUCAAGCAAGCCACACUUCUCCGGCGACGCAGUAUGCAACUACCACGGGACCGCCAGCCUUUCAUGGCAGCAAUGACCCUUUACAUAUCGGGGCCCGUCAAGCAAAUCCGAUGGGCCCUGAACGACAAAGACCUCUCGGCAUCCCGAUAUCCUCCUCUGGAGGUCAGAAUGUCUACCAGAUGAUGUCUCUGGAGACGACUUCAGGCACUGUACAGCUUCCGGUGGACGUUCAAGGUGCUUCGCGCGUCGCGGAUGAGAAGAGGCGAAGGAAUGCAGGAGCGAGCGCUCGGUUUCGACAACGUCGCAAGGAGAAGGAGAGGGAGUCGACAACGGCGAUCUCGAAACUGGAGCAGCAAGUGAAGGAGCUCAGCGAGGAUGUGGACUUCUACCGACGUGAACGCGAGUUCCUGGCCGGCGUCCUCAUUCACGUACCCGGAGGCGACCGUCACUUUCCGAGACCAUCUUCUCCAAGGCACCGAAGAUCUUCCAAUGUCUCCCUACCUGGACCUAUCGGUGUUGGAACAGCCACAUUCCCCAUGGCGCAAGAGCAGAUGGUCCAGAGCCCCGGCGAAGGUCGCAAAGUUCGAAGGCGGACGUCUACCAUGUCUCUCCCUCCACCACCACCAGCACCGCAGAUGCAUCCAGCCGGGACGCCCAUCCAACAAGGAUACGGACAGCAGCCGUUUGGCGGACCUUUGGGACCACCUCCGCCACCACCACCAUCGCAGCGAGGAUCUUACCCGACGAACAAUCCGCCAAUGCGUGGAGGACGCUUGCCAUCGCCGGCAGAGACUGCCAGGCAUCCCCAGCAACUUCCCGCCCUGCCGCAGGUGUUGCAGCCGCCGGCUCAAUGGGGCGCGCAUCAAGGCGCAGAGCGGCCGCGGGAUCCGAAUCAGCCGCGCGAGACUCGUUGA
Messenger RNA from Saxophila tyrrhenica, 1170 nucleotides. RefSeq lists its product as uncharacterized. Gene Ontology annotation, biological process: regulation of DNA-templated transcription. The transcript is spliced from 2 exons. The coding region runs from base 1 to 1170 and encodes 389 amino acids. Lineage: Eukaryota; Fungi; Ascomycota; Dothideomycetes; Mycosphaerellales; Extremaceae. Gene Ontology annotation, molecular function: DNA-binding transcription factor activity. The record is from RefSeq and is a predicted model, not a curated record.